Molecule: messenger RNA, 2952 nt
Organism: Suillus paluster
Lineage: Eukaryota; Fungi; Basidiomycota; Agaricomycetes; Boletales; Suillaceae
Exons: 6
Coding region: 1-2952 (983 amino acids)
Biological process (GO): protein phosphorylation; intracellular signal transduction
Molecular function (GO): ATP binding; protein serine/threonine kinase activity
Source: RefSeq, a predicted model, not a curated record
AUGGUAGCACAUGGCACCCGUGGCUGUAGCGCCUUCUACCUUGAGUUCUCCUUCAACCUCCCUCCUCCCUCCUUCCUCCUCCUCCUCCUCGUUCACCCGUUGUCAUACGCUAUCGCACUUUCAGCGAAGACAACUAACUCCCAGAUCGUUGCAUGCAUUAGAACUAAUAUCAACUCAGAAGUCCAGCAGGUUUCUGAAGACUCUGAGCAGUCAAACGACGACAACGACGACCUCAAGUCUUGUCCUACUCUGCUCAACCAAUCCCUCUUCCUCUUCCCUAUAAACAGAAUCAUAAUACUUCAAAUUCUUGCCAUAAUGAUUACCCUCAUGCACAUUCUCGUCUUUUCAACAGGCGCUUUACCAAACAACAUCCUCCUCAACACCUUCAACAAUUAUAACCCCCCCAAUUUCUAUUCCAACUCCUCCAAGCCCUAUUUCUAUUCCAUCCCCUCUCCCUCGUGCGACAUCGUCGGCGAGCACUUGCUCCUACAGGGUGACCCAGUUCGCCCUUGCGUUCUCGCUCCAAUAGACUUGAACACAGCCAAGGAAUUCCAAGUCGUUCGCAGGCUAGGAACAGGCAGUUACGCCGUCGUCUAUGAAGUCAAAGAGAUCCUUUCCCGCCCCCCAACAAUCCCCGUCAGCGAUGAUGGUCACGUCGGCAUCCUCGACCUCGAUCCCACCCCGAGUCUACCAGUCGUCUACGGAAGGAGCUUUGCUCUCAAGGUCCUCUCAAAGGCAAACCUCGACUCUGCAGCCCUCACCGCCCAGCUCACUGAAGUCACAAUACACCAGUCCCUCUCCCCUCAUCCUAAUAUCGUCACCCUCCAUCGUACCCUCGAGACAGACGCAUUCCUCCUGCUCGUGCUCGAGUAUGUCCCUGGCGAGGAUCUCUUUUAUUUCCUUGAGCAGGCACGGGAUCACUAUGCACCCACUCCCACAGGCAGCGACGAGAGCCUCAACACCACCGGUUUAGAGAGCAAGACACCCCCCACUCCCUCUCUCCUCGCUACCCUACAUCCCUCUGCAUUGCUAAGCCAUACACGGCUCAGACUCAUCGCAAGUAUGUUCUCCCAAAUGUGCGAUGCAGUCGCAGCCUGCCAUGAUCAGCGUGUCUUCCACCGCGAUAUCAAGCCAGAAAACUUUAUCGUAACAGAUGGCUUUGCACCUGCCUCUCCGUCCUCCGACCGCAUGGAGCGCAAAGUCCUAGUCAAGCUCACAGACUUUGGACUCAGCACCAACGAGCAGGAAAGCGCAGACAUGGACUGUGGAAGCGCACCCUACAUGAGCUUCGAGUGCCGUAAUAACGUCGCACCCACGUACAGCCCCGAGCGGAGUGACGUAUGGAGUCUCGGUAUCGUCUUGAUCAACAUGUUGUACCACUACAAUCCCUGGACCGACACCUCCGACGGCGCUUGUUCUUCAUUUUCCCUCUUCCGUACACACGGCGCCCAUUUUUUCAUGCAGCGCUUCACCGGCAUGACUUGGCCCGUCGCCGAGUUUCUCACUCAACGCGUAUUUGUCCUUCCCCCAUUCGACACUAGCCACAUGCCCAUCACUGCCAAGCAAUUCGGUGCAUGGAUCAAGGAUCUUCCUGCACUGCUCUCGGACCGCGAGAGCUCGCAUAGAGGGCACAAGCGUGUCCACAGCACUUCAUCGACUCUUGGACACCCGCUGUCAUCGUGCCCGCCCUCGCGUCGUCCAUCAUCCCGCGCUGCGCUGCGCACGCCGCUCGUGUGCAGUCGGUCCUUGAGCAGGGCGCCGAGCGUGGGUGGUGUGUUGGUCGAGGAGCCAGAGGAUCUUUCGAGGGAGCAUGCAUUGUUGCCGCUCGACGACAACGAAGACGAGGAUGGACGUUCUCGCUCGAACAAGAAACGUGGGAAGCGCGGGUCGCGGAAGGGAGUGCAGAAGACCACCACGGACGCAACGCUCGAGACGCUCGCUGUUGCAUCACAGAGCUUGGCACGGGAGAUCAGUCUCGCAAGUCGGGGCGCAAGCCGUUCGUCAUCAAUCGCCCCUGGGGGUGCGGUCAUCGAUCUCAGCAGAAAUGCAAGCCGUGCAUCGAGUCUUGCUCGUCCUUCAUCAACAUCUACAUCCCUCGCACCUGCUCCAGUUCCAGAAGUCGAAAUACCUCGUGCGCCUGUGAAGAAGACGAGCAAAUGGAAAUUGGGUUUCGGAAGCGGAAAGACGGUCGCAGCUACCCCUUCAGAAGAACCUACCCCAGGCACCGCAAGCAACGUUACAAACGUCAUCAUGGGACUCAGCCAACCCACGCCUACGCACAACCCAUACACCAAAUCCUCGCCUUACACCUCCCACAGCAGCAUCAACACCAGUUCCAACAGCAGCAUCAACGCCCCACACACGCCUCUCACACGACAACGUUCCCCAGCGGACGAAGCAUCCACAUGGGCGCGCGGUCGAAGGCCUGGUGCGAGUACGUUCAGCAGUGCUUUUGCGAGCGGCGUUAAUGGAAGCGUGCGUGGACAUUCUCCGCCUGGGAGCGUGAGGAGCAGUAAUUGGCGGAGCUCGAUGAGCAGUGCUAGUACGAGCACGAGUGCUUUUACGAGGUAUAGCAAUUCGAGCGUGAGGAGUGUUUCGACGACGGCUACGAGUGUUUCUAGUGGGAGUGGGAGUUGGAGGGCUGGUGGGCAGGCUGCGCAGGUUCCUAAGAAUGUCAAGAUCAUGAAUGGCGUGCCUUGGGAACUCGACGAGCUUCCGAGACAGUUACAUCCUAAUCCAGUGGGCGACAUCUUCGGGCAGCCUCCUCAACGCAAAUCACGGGCACGCAAAUCGAAGCUGGACACGAUAAGCGAGAGGCCUGCGCCUCUCCGGGACGCAGCCACCAGUACCACAGAUCUAAGCGGUGGAGGAGGAGAGGAAGACUCGCCAAAGAAAGUGCAGAAAGGCCAGAUCAACGCGCUAGCAAAGAUGCUCUCCGCUCUGAGACGCUAG